Messenger RNA from Hevea brasiliensis (rubber tree), 757 nucleotides. RefSeq names its product peptidyl-prolyl cis-trans isomerase. The transcript has a single exon. Lineage: Eukaryota; Viridiplantae; Streptophyta; Magnoliopsida; Malpighiales; Euphorbiaceae. Gene Ontology annotation, molecular function: peptidyl-prolyl cis-trans isomerase activity. Bases 71 to 589 code for a protein of 172 amino acids. Gene Ontology annotation, cellular component: cytosol; plasma membrane. Gene Ontology annotation, biological process: protein folding; protein peptidyl-prolyl isomerization. The record is from RefSeq and is a predicted model, not a curated record.
AGUUUCUCAACCAAGUCAUUCAUUCCAUUGACUCAAUCCACAUGGUGCAGAACCGUGCUCAUUUUCUGCAAUGGCAAAUCCUAGGGUCUUCUUCGACAUGACCAUCGGUGGUGCUUCGGCUGGCCGGAUCGUGAUGGAGCUAUUUGCAGAUACUACGCCACGAACGGCUGAGAAUUUCAGGGCUCUCUGCACUGGAGAGAAAGGGAUUGGACGCAGCCGCAAGGCGUUGCACUACAAGGGAUCUAGUUUCCACCGAGUGAUCCCUGGAUUCAUGUGCCAGGGAGGCGAUUUCACUGCCGGAAACGGAACGGAAGGGGAAUCUAUCUACGGAGCAAAGUUCGCCGAUGAGAAUUUCAUUAAGAAGCACGCGGGACCAGGGAUCUUGUCGAUGGCUAAUGCAGGGCCUGGGACGAAUGGUUCGCAGUUUUUUAUAUGCACGGCAAAGACAGAGUGGCUGGACGGAAAGCACGUGGUGUUUGGGAGAGUGGUGGAAGGGAUGGAUGUAGUGAAGUCCAUUGAGAAGGCUGGAUCUUCCUCUGGAAGGACCUCGAAGCCCGUUGUUAUUAGUGAUUGUGGGCAGCUUGCUUGAAUCAAGCUCUUGUGUUGCUCUUUCUGUUAGCCUUUGGGCCUGUUACUACUGCCUAACUGCAAGCUGCAGACUGCAGUUCAUCUUUUCUCGUGUAUUUCACUAUUUCAGUAUUUCCCUUGCUUCUUCUGUUUAAAUUGAUAAUAAAAAAAUUUUAAAAAAAUAUUGCUA